GGGCAGGGCAGGGCAGGGACAGGGAUGGGGGGGGCAAGGCAGACUCACUUUGCACUAAGGAUGAGCCAGUAGCCAGACCAGGCCACAUCUGGAGAGCUGGGGUGGGUGGCAGAAUAUUCCAUCAACACCCAGCCCACACCCCGUCCCUCUUACUCAGGGGACACAACGCUACCCAGACCUAGCAGCCUGAGUAAUAAUCAUCUGAGACGGGGAACAGUGGCGAAGCUCACCCACCCCCACCCCCUUCACCCUUGCCUUCCUGUCCACCAGGCCCCAUGCCCCAUACCACCUCCAAGUCCCAAGUUCCAGUACCAGUGCAGAUGGCCCAGAAUGGGCAGACUUCACGGCAGCCCCCAGGCAAGGAUGUCUCCCCAAGCAUCAUCAGGGUAUUGGUGAAGACGCCUAAUGCCCAGGAGGAAUUUGUGGUGUCCGACGAUACUACCGUGAGUCAAUUCAAAGAGGCCAUUUCAACCCAAUUCAAAUGCAAUGUCGAUCAGCUAGUGCUGGUUUUUGUGGGCCGUAUCCUGAAAGAUCAGGACACUCUGUAUCAGAGGGGUAUCUUGGAUGGCUAUACGGUCCAUCUAGUCAUCAAGUCCAAGAACGGGCCCCCACCCCAGCCCUCCGGGCCCCACGGGCCACUUCUCAUGGACUUGGGCCCUCGAGAGGGAAUAGGAAAAGUAGUGGGUAAUGGGGGGCGACAGCCCAUCAUCCCGAUCCGUAACACAGUGCCGACCCCCAUACCAGCUAGUGAGCCUGAGAAGGCCAAAGCCCAGAGUCAGAUUCCACAGCCGCGUACUGCAGAGAGAAUGGCUCAGAUGCUUGAGAGUCCUGUCAUCCAACAGCUCCUCUCCAACACCGAGCUGAUGAGGCAGUUGAUCAUGGACCACCCUGAGGUGCAGCAGCUGAUGAAACAGAAUCCUGAGGUGGGCCACAUCCUGGACAACUCAGAGAUUCUGCGGCACACCCUGGACCUGGCUCGGAAUCCAGCCAUGAUGCAGGAGAUGAUUCAGAGACCAGAUAUGCCAAGGCCCCCAGAAGGCUUCUGGGGUAAUGAGACAAACCCUGGAGGGGACAAUGCCCUGGGGCGGAACUAUGCAGAGCUCCCCGAUUCCUUGUUUGGUGGUAUUCAGGAUCCUUUGCGGGAGAAUCUUUUCACAGAGUUUAUGCAUGGGGCUUCAUCCCUGGGAGGCACCUCCCAUACUCAAAGCCAGGAGAAGCAGGAUUCCAAACCCGUGCCCCGUGUCCUACACAAUCCACCCCCUGGCCAUCCCCUCAGUGGCCCCACUCCUGUUGCUGCUGCCAUGGCCAAUGCCCCAGCUGCCACUUCCAAGGGCUCAAGCCGGGCACGUACCUCUAGCACCCAGGGCAUCCCUCCCCUGACCACAGAGUCUCUUGACCAUAAGACAGACAGGAACUUCCCCCACAUGGCAGAUGACCCCCAGCUUCUAGAAGACCUGAGCUCUGGGACUCGAUUUACAGGCAGCAUGCUACAGCUUCUGGUACAGAACCCACAUCUGGCAGCACAGAUGAUGCUUUUCAUGGGGUCGCCUCAGCUCUAUGAACAGAUGCGGCAACAGCUACCCACGAUUCUGCAGCAGAUGCAGCUGUCAGACCUGCUGCUGGCCCUGGCAAACCCCAAAGCAUCCCAGGCACUGCUGCAGAUUGAGCAAGGUCUCCAGAUGCUGUCCACAGAAGCUCCAGCCCUGCUGCCAUGGCUCACCCCGUACCUGUGGGGCUUGGGGAGGAGUGGCUUCCCCGAGGCCACUGCAGCAGGGGCCCAGAGCAAGGAGGCAUCUGGCCCUCAGGGCAGAGGGAAGACUGAUACACGCUACCAGCCACUUGCCAUCCUGCAGCGUCUUCAGGCUCUCGCUGGAGGCUACUCCCAGCAGAUGCAGCCUCCUGAAGUCCGCUUCCGUCCACAGAUGGAACGUCUGAGAGCCAUGGGCUUCCGGAACCACAAUGCCAACCUUCAGGCAUUGAUUGCCACUGAAGGGGACACCAGUGCUGCUGUCCGUAGGCUCAAAAGGUCCCAGGCAUCUUAAUUGUGUUGUUCCCCUUCUGUCUCCUUGCCCUUCCUUCUGGGUUUGCCUGUCCUAGGACAUGAAAAAAACAACCAAGAUCCCUUCCCUAUGGAACAACUGACCACUGAUCACAGUGGAAAUAAAGUGUGAUGGCUACAUGUGA
Monodelphis domestica (gray short-tailed opossum) is the source of this 2184-nucleotide messenger RNA. Its product is annotated as ubiquilin-like protein. NCBI's taxonomy places the organism in Eukaryota, Metazoa, Chordata, Mammalia, Didelphimorphia, Didelphidae. Gene Ontology annotation, cellular component: cytosol. Gene Ontology annotation, biological process: ubiquitin-dependent protein catabolic process. The record is from RefSeq and is a predicted model, not a curated record. Gene Ontology annotation, molecular function: polyubiquitin modification-dependent protein binding.